This is a messenger RNA of Eremothecium sinecaudum, 507 nucleotides long. RefSeq names its product signal peptidase complex catalytic subunit SEC11 (gene SEC11). Gene Ontology annotation, molecular function: serine-type endopeptidase activity. Gene Ontology annotation, cellular component: membrane; signal peptidase complex. The record is from RefSeq and is a predicted model, not a curated record. The transcript has a single exon. Lineage: Eukaryota; Fungi; Ascomycota; Saccharomycetes; Saccharomycetales; Saccharomycetaceae. Bases 1 to 507 code for a protein of 168 amino acids.
AUGAAUCUAAGAUUGGAACUAAAGAAUCUACUUAACCUAUGCUUUACUCUGGCAAGCACUUAUAUGUUUUGGAAGGGAUUGUCAGUGGUAACUAAUUCCCAUUCUCCAAUUGUCGUUGUGUUGUCAGGAUCUAUGGAACCGGCCUUCCAAAGAGGAGACAUUUUAUUUCUAUGGAAUAGAAAUGAUUAUAAUAAGGUUGGAGAUAUUGUUGUAUAUGAAGUAGAGGGCAAGGAUAUCCCAAUUGUCCAUCGGGUUUUACGAGAACACCGGAAUGAAAAGAGUGGCAAACAGUUACUGUUAACUAAGGGAGAUAACAAUUCCGGCGAUGAUAUUCCAUUGUACUCUCAUAGACAGAUAUAUCUGGACAAAAAGAAGGAUAUAGUUGGUACUGUAAAAGGCUACCUACCUAAAUUAGGCUAUGUAACUAUAUUGGUGAGCGAGAACCAGUAUGCGAAGUUCGCUAUGAUCGGUUUACUAGGGCUCAGUUCUCUGUUGAGCAAUGAGUGA